GAAAGGCCAAGCGUGUGUGUGGAGGUGUCAACUGUCUACACCAAGGGAGACGGUGACUGUAUCGGCAGUGACUGUGACUGUAUCGGCAGUGGCGGGCAGAAGCAGACUCAAGCUCAUCAUGAAGACGUUGGCGGCUGUUGCGUUUUUGUUCAUGGUGGUGUUUUCAUCUGUGUUCAAUAAAGUAGAUGGCCAGAAAGGAUCCGCCCCGGGCAAGGGACCCAAAGCUACACACAGGGUGUGGUUCGACCUAUCCAUCGGCGGAGUACCAAAAGGCCGUGUAACUAUUGACCUCUUUGGCAGAACCGUUCCAAAAACUGUGGAAAACUUCUACAAGCUGGCACGGUCUGAGGGACCCAAUGGUGAUAGCUACAAAGGCUCGAAGUUCCACCGGGUGAUCAAGGACUUCAUGAUCCAGGGUGGAGACUUUACCAAAGGGGAUGGUACUGGAGGUCGCAGUAUUUAUGGAGAUCGGUUUGCUGAUGAGAACUUCAAGUUGGUGCAUUAUGGUGCAGGUUGGCUGUCAAUGGCCAAUGCUGGCGCAGAUACCAACGGCUCUCAGUUCUUCAUCACCACCGUGAAGACCUCGUGGCUGGAUAACCGACAUGUAGUGUUUGGCAAAGUUCACUCUGGCAUGAAACUGAUUCGUGAGAUUGAGAACACAGCGACAGAUGCUCGUGACAAGCCACUACAGGAGGUCAUGAUAUCAGACUGUGGUGGAGACGUGUUGCCAGAACCCCUAGAGUCUGUAGCAAAAGAUAGUACUCCUGAUAGUGCAUGAGAGGAGUGUUCAGUAGCAGACAAGUGCUGUUAUGCCAAAAAUUUAGAUUAGAACACCCAAAUCAAGAGACCAUUUGUUAGAAAGCUUCAGUUGUUAUACAUCUUGUGCACCAGACUGGUUUGCAUUCCCUGUGCAUUCCAAUUAAUCAUGUAAGUUAAAAGUAACUUCAUUUGUACAAGAAAGUGCAAUAAAUUUUUUACAAGUA
Messenger RNA from Homarus americanus (American lobster), 983 nucleotides. RefSeq names its product peptidyl-prolyl cis-trans isomerase B-like. The record is from RefSeq and is a predicted model, not a curated record. Bases 119 to 778 code for a protein of 219 amino acids. The transcript has 4 exons. Gene Ontology annotation, molecular function: peptidyl-prolyl cis-trans isomerase activity. Lineage: Eukaryota; Metazoa; Arthropoda; Malacostraca; Decapoda; Nephropidae. Gene Ontology annotation, cellular component: intracellular membrane-bounded organelle. Gene Ontology annotation, biological process: protein folding; protein peptidyl-prolyl isomerization.